Molecule: messenger RNA, 1977 nt
Organism: Monomorium pharaonis (pharaoh ant)
Lineage: Eukaryota; Metazoa; Arthropoda; Insecta; Hymenoptera; Formicidae
Product: alpha-methylacyl-CoA racemase-like
Exons: 8
Coding region: 509-1684 (391 amino acids)
Biological process (GO): bile acid metabolic process
Cellular component (GO): mitochondrion
Molecular function (GO): alpha-methylacyl-CoA racemase activity
Source: RefSeq, a predicted model, not a curated record
UAUUGUAGAUCCGGGCUAAUUGUGCUUUACGCACAGUCAAACCUGAGUUACCAAUUUUUUCCCCAAAAAAGUCUAAUUUCGCUGGACUAUUAAUCCAACACAAUUUUUUAAUUCUCGCACAUAUUACGUGUGUGGACGGGCUGUACUGGAAAUAACUUCCCAGCUAACCUUGUUUAGAUAUUCCUAAAAUAUUCGUGGAAAAAUACACGUGGGAUACUGUUUAUUAAGUUUGCAGCAAGAUUCGACCUCUUUCCGUAGCGAGGACUCGAGUGGGGAAACAAGACGCAAUUGCUAAGGGCCAUGGAGGCGUCGGUUCUGGACACACAUCAAUCGUUCGGCAGAUCUCAUACAGCACAGAUACAACGGCCCCAGCAGCUAAUUCUUGCCGAUUUCCAUAAAUAGUCUCGACCACAGAAACUGUCGACUACCAACGCGAGUUCUGAUUGGUCUUCUGCUUUUCUGCUUUCUGCUUUUCUGCCAAAAUGUGCAUUCUCCCUAAGAGAAGCAGAUGGCUCUAAAAGGAAUCAAAGUUUUAGAACUAGCUGGGCUAGCUCCUGGAUCUUUCUGUGGAAUGAUUUUGGCAGAUUUUGGGGCAUCUGUUAUCAGAGUAGAUAAGAUUAAAGGACAGAUGUUCAAAGAUUGUUUGGGCAAUGGAAAGAGGUCAAUAGCAUUAAAUUUAAAAUCUGAAAAGGGUAUUAAUAUUUUCAAAAAAUUAAGUGAUGAAAGUGAUGUUAUUAUUGAUACAUAUAGGAGAGGAGUCAUGGAAAAAUUAAAAAUUGGUCCAAAAGAACUUAUGGCUACAAAUAAAAGACUGAUAUAUGCUAGAUUGACUGGAUAUGGUCAAAAUGGCUCUUACGCAGAUAUGGCUGGUCAUGACAUCAAUUAUUUAGGUUUAUCAGGUUUACUGUCUUUACUUGGCCGAUAUAAUGAGAAACCUACACCACCCAUCAAUAAUCUUGCUGCAGGUUUUGGUGGUGGUAGUUUAAUGUGCGCUCUUGGAAUAAUUUUAGCGUUGUAUGAACGAACUAAAAGUAAUGUAGGACAGAUAGUAGAUGCAUCAAUGGUAGAAGGAUCAGCAUACUUAGGAUCCUGGUUAUUCAGAUCCCAGAAAAUGGGUAUAUGGGAAAAUCCACGUGGCAGAAAUAUGUUGGAUACAGGAACACAUUUUUAUGAAACAUAUGAAACGAAGGAUAAAUAUUACAUGUGUGUUGGAGCGAUAGAACCACAGUUCUACAAAAUUUUCCUAGAGAAACUUGGUCUUUCAAGCAACGAUGUACCGCAAUUCGACAAUUUUGAAGAAAAUCGCCGCAAAAUUACGGAAAUCUUCAAAACAAAGACUCAAGCGGAAUGGUGCACUAUAUUUGAUGGUACUGAUGCAUGCGUGACACCGAUGUUAAGUUUGAAAGACGCCACGUUGCAUCUUCACAACAAGCAGAGGCAGACAUUUACGAUUACAGGAGACGACAUAAUUCCAAAUCCUGCUCCUCGUUUAUCUCGUACACCUGGCAUUUCUCAUGAAACUGAUAAAAACCUACGAGCGGGUGAAAACACCGUACAAAUCUUAACUGAAUUGAAAUUUCAGUCUAAUGAAAUUAACGAUCUAUUGUCAAACGAAAUUGUUUAUCAAGUGCAACACAACUCUAAACUUUUUAAACAUACUACCCACAUAACCAGUAUGAUAUAAUAAAGAUAUAAUAUUAGCAUCUUGCUACGCAUUUAUGUCGUCCCUUGUGCUGUUGUUUGUUAGCAUUCGAUGUCAGAAAUAAAAUUCUUUACACGUUUCAAACAUUAUGCUAGCAUUACUUAAGAUCAGUGUCGAAUGCUAGCAAAUAACAGCACAAGGGACGACGUAAAUGCGUAGCAAGAUGUUAACAUCUUUAAAUUAUUAACAACAUGAGAACAAUUUGUGCUCAUACAUACAUUUGUGGCUAUCUGGGCUAAUUUAGAUAUAACAGGUUUGUUUUAAUAAUAUACCCA